AUGGCUAUCCUAGUCAUCCUCGUAUCGUCACUGCUGCUGCUCGCGGCGCUACCGACACCCACACGAUCCCACGGAUCUGACGAACCGCGAAUCACGCCCCCCGGGCCAUCUCGCGACGCGGACGCCAGUAUGUACAUCGUGCGCCUGCACUCCGCGCCUCCGCUCGCCGCAUACCGCGGCGAAAUCGCCGGCUAUCCCGCCAUCGUACCUACCAACAGCGGCGACGAUCCACGUGCCGACGGGGAAGACGACACAUGGGCGACGCUUCAGCGGCCCGCGGUUGGCGCGAUUACCGGCUCCGAAAAUUCGCGAAGCGAAGCAGGCAGCAGGUCCGGGAAUCCGACGCUUGAGACUCCGAGCAGUCUGAAGGCGGCGACACUGGGGAGUUCCGCGGCUGGGGGUGCGCGGAUGAGCAUGCGCGCUCCGCACGUGCGCGCGUACGCGGAGUUGCUGGCGCGGAUGCAGGCGGAGGUUGCUUCGGAAGUCGGUAUCGCGGCGGAUAAUAUCGCGUACAGCUACAAGCACGUCACCAACGGAUUCGCCGCGCUGCUCUCCCCCGCGCAGCUCCACCGCCUCGCGCGCCACCCCGCCGUCGCCUCCGCGCGCCCCAGCCGCCCCCUGCGCCCCGACACCAUCGAUUCCCCCGCGUUCCUGGGGCUCGCGGGACGCGCAGGCGCGCAAAACCGCGCCAACCGCGGAAGCGAAGGAACGUGGCGCGCGCUUGGCGGGCAGCGGAGGGCGGGGGAAGGGAUGGUGGUGGGCGCAGCAGCGGGCAACAGCGGCGUGCCCAUGGCGGGCGGCAGGGCGAGCGGCAUGGCGCCCGCAGCGCGCCUCGCAGCCUACAAGGUCUUCUGGUACUCCCAAGGCGACCGCCCAGAGAUGCGCGCUCUGGGCGGCGAGUCUGCGGAUCUUCUGGCGGCGGUGAAUCAGGCUGUAGCGGACGGCGUGCAUGUGCUGUCCAUAUCCCUCUCGGCCGACGACCCUGAAGCCACGUACUUUGAUGACGUGGCGUACAUGAACGCGAAUCUGGCUGUAGCGGACGGCGUGCAUGUGAUGUCGAUAUCCCUCUCGGCCGACGACCCCGAUGCCACGUACUUUGAUGACGUGGCGUACAUGAAUGCGAAUCUGGCAGGGGUGACAGUGGUAAUGUCAGCAGGCAACAACGGGGCGCCUCUUUCAAACCCCCUGGGCACAUACCGCACCAUCGCCAACUUUUCUCCCUUCUACCUCACAGUGGGAGCAAGCUCGAUUAUACGAGGAGGCGUGUCUCUCGCCUCCUCGCCUGCAUCAGACGGCGAAUACGGGAGCAGCGAAGCAGAAAGUGACAAUCAGCAGGAAGCGGAAACACACCUCAGCACUGCAGCAGCCGCGACCACAGUAGGGAAAAACUCAACAGACACCAGCAGCAGCAGCACCACCACCACCACCACCACUGAGUCAAGACAUGCUCCAUCCAUCACAGCAGCACUCCCAUCUGCCACAGCCGCUGCUCCAGCCGCUCCAGUAGUAGCCGCCUUCUCCUCCUCCGGCCCCCUCCACCGCCCCUGGUCCCGCCCUCCCCCGGGCCAUGCCUCCAACAGCCUCUUAAAGCCCGACAUCAUCGGCCCAGGCGUCGACCUCUGGGCGGCAUGGGUCGGCACGGAGCCAGGGAAGGCAGGGGGGAGGGGCAGGCGAGGGGGGGAGGCGUCGCAGCUGUCGGGGACGUCGAUGGCGACGCCUCACUUGGCGGGCAUUGCUGCUCUCAUCAUGCAGAAGCAUCCCACGUGGAGCCCCCCGCAGGCCGUCGCGGCUCUCUCAUUCAGCACCGCGGUGAAGGGCGCUGCUCUCUCCACUCGCAAUUUAGUGGCUGCCGCGCCAAUCGUCCCUCGCGGGCUCGGCGUCUCCGCCCUCCUAAACUUCAGCAACUCCGCCGCUCCCGCUAAGAACGUCCCCGUUAAGAAGCAGCUCCGCACAGAGGAUGGGAUUUUCGGCACUUCGGGCGGGUUCGGCUUCACCAAGGCCAACGAGCUCUUCGUGGGGCGCGUCGCGAUGCUCGGCUUCGCCGCGUCGCUCCUUGGCGAGGCCGUCACGGGGCAGGGCAUUCUCUCACAGCUCAAUCUCGAAACCGGCAUUCCCAUCACGGAAGCCGAGCCGCUCCUCCUCUUCUUCAUCGCAUUCACCGUGCUCGGCGCGAUCGGCGGGCUGGGCGAUCGCGGGCGAUUCGUGGACGACGAGCCGGCGGGACCGCUUGUCAAUCCCGGGAGCUUCAAGUCGGCGCUUGGGCUGAGCGAGGACGGGCCGCUCUUCGGGUUUACCAAGGCGAAUGAGCUGUUCGUGGGGCGCAUGGCGCAGCUAGGGUUCGCCGCGUCGCUGAUUGGCGAGGUGGUGACUGGGCGGGGCGCGCUGGCGCAGUUGAAUAUUGAGACGGGGCUGCCGGUUUGGGAGUUGGAGCCGCUGCUGCUCGCGAGCAUCGCGUUUUUCUUCGUCGCGGCGAUUAACCCCGGUACAGGGAAGUUCAUUAACGACGAAGAGUAA
Molecule: messenger RNA, 2514 nt
Organism: Closterium sp. Naga37s-1
Lineage: Eukaryota; Viridiplantae; Streptophyta; Zygnematophyceae; Desmidiales; Closteriaceae
Source: the annotation of a GenBank genome assembly